UAAUCUUUGACGUCGCGCGGCUGCUUUGUAGUGCUUGGGAUUCUGGGAAAGGGAAGGGAAGUGCGGUCUCGGUGGGGGUUGGUCGGUGUCACGCAGCCUGGAUUUUCCCCAACACAGAAAGAAACCAGAUGACUUCACCAAAUAAAGCAAUAGAGUUACAGCUGCAAGUACGGCAGAAUGCAGAAGAGCUACAAGAUUUUGUGAAAGACUUAGAAAGUUGGGAAAAGGAUAUUAAAGAAAAGGAUUCAGAUUUAAGGCGGCAGAGCGGAACUCUAGUAAAGGAUUUACCUCCAAUUCGAAAUGAAGCUUAUAAGAAGAAAAAGAAGAGCAAAAUUAAAAAAGUCUCCAAGAAAACAACUGAAGAAAAUAAAAAGAACAAGAUAAAAUCUUAUGAUUAUGAAGCAUGGGGAAAGCUUGAUGUGGAUAAGAUCCUUGAAGAACUGGAUAAGGAAGACAGUACCCACGAUUCAGUGUCUCUAGAGUCAGAUUCUGAAGAAGACGGAAUUCAUAUAGACACAGAAAAGGCGCUUAUUGAGAAAGAAAAGGGCAAUAAUUAUUUUAAACAAGGAAAUUAUGAUGCUGCAAUAGAGUCUUACACAAAAGGAAUGAAUGCAGAUCCUUACAAUCCAGUUUUGCCUACGAACAGAGCAUCUGCUUUUUUUCGAAUGAAAAAAUAUUCUACGGCAGAAUCUGAUUGUAACUUAGCACUUGCCAUAAAUAAAAAUUAUACAAAGGCUUAUGCCAGAAGAGGAGCAGCUCGCUUUGCUUUGCAAAAUUUUAUGGGUGCUAAAGAAGAUUAUGAAAAAGUUUUAGAAUUGGAUCCAGACAAUUUUGAAGCAAAAAGUGAACUCAGGAAAAUUGAACAGGCUGUCAUGUUAAAAGAAGAUUCUCAGUCUGAAGAAACAGAUGCCCACAAGAGAGCACAAACUGUAGAAGAAAUUAAACAAAUUGAUAUGGAGCAGUGUAAACAAAAGGCUAUUGCAGAGAAAGAUUUGGGAAAUGGAUAUUUCAAAGAAGGUAAAUAUGAAGCAGCAAUAGAAUGUUACACACGUGGAAUUGCAGCAGAUGGCACCAAUGCUCUUCUCCCAGCGAACAGAGCCAUGGCCUACCUAAGAACUCAAAAAUAUGAAGAGGCAGAGAAAGAUUGUAGUCAAGCCGUAUUACUGGAUUCUUCGUAUUCUAAAGCCUAUGCCAGAAGAGGGACUGCUAGAGCAGCACUGGGAAAAUUUAAAGAAGCUAUACAAGAUUUUGAAAUGGUCUUGAAGCUGGAACCUGGAAAUAAGCAAGCAAUUAAUGAAGUAACGAAGCUUAAGAAUGAAUUAAUUGAAAAAGGUCUGUGCCCAGAUCAGGAAUAUCCUGGACUGUUAAAGAAUGAGAUGGAAUCACAAAACCUGGUGAAACCCAUUGAUAAACCCAUGCAUCUGAGAUCAAUAAAAUCCUUGAGAAGAAUAAUAAUUGAAGAAGUGGAUGAUGAGAUGCCAAGUGCUGAUUCAGUAGCUACCACCAGCCUUCAGCCUGGUUGGCCCAUUUCUUCAAGUACAGAAGCAAUGCAAGCUGCAGCGCCUACAAAGAAUCCAGGCAAAGAUGACUUCCAUUCUCCAGCUGAUACUCCCGAAGCAAAACUAUUGAAAAUGGAAGAAAUAAGUGAUUCUUUAAUUAUACGUAAUGAGAAAGAGGGAUUGUCACCCGCUCUACAGUCUUGUAGUUUGAAAAAACCGGCUGAGACAGGAAGCCCAGCUCUCCUUCCCGUGUCUACGUUUUCUCUGCCUCCAGUCCCUGUGAAUGCUUUCCAACUGGAAUCAGAUUUCAGAAAAUUAAAAGGUUUCCCUGAUCAGUUGUACACUUACUUGAAGCAAAUUGAUCCUUCACUUUAUCCUAAUAUAUUCCAAAACUCCUUGGAUCCAGAUGUAUUUAGCCAAAUUUUGAAAACUCUGCAGAGAUUUUAUAUUGGAAAAGAGAAGCCUUCACUGAUCUUAGAAAUUCUGCAGAAACUGUCAGAAUCAAAACGAUUUGAUAUGGCAGUAAUGUUCAUGUCAGACUCAGAGAAUAAAACUGUACAUUCAUUGUUCAGUCAUUUGAAACAGUUGGGUUUAAAUGAUUCCUCAGUUAAAGACCUCAAGACAAGAUACAGAAUUUAAGACUAAUGGCUUUCUGCAUCUGUAUGUAUGAAGACGCCUUUUCUGUAAGGCACUUGUAACUGAUGGGAAGAAACUGCAGACUGAGCAACAUGCCUUCUACUCAGAGAUAUAGGAGUUAAUUUCCACCAUCCCAGUUGUAUUUCCCUGUGCUGAUUCCCAUGUCAUUUAGGUCUCCAAUCAUCUGUAUUGGCUUGUUGGAGGGAGCAAGAAAGCAGUGUCCCAUGCAUGGUUCUUUGUAUCCAAACUUAUCAACAGCUAAGUGCGUAAUGCAAGUGUUGACGUUCCAGAUAGUUAAGAAACAUUCUGCAAUGCAGUUUAGCUAACCCCUGAUUUACGCAGGAUUCUUCAUUCAUGUUGUUGAAUCCAGCUGAUACUGAGCUGUC
This is a messenger RNA of Gekko japonicus, 2521 nucleotides long. RefSeq names its product RNA polymerase II associated protein 3 (gene RPAP3). Gene Ontology annotation, molecular function: protein binding. The transcript has 17 exons. Lineage: Eukaryota; Metazoa; Chordata; Lepidosauria; Squamata; Gekkonidae. The coding region runs from base 129 to 2138 and encodes 669 amino acids. The record is from RefSeq and is a predicted model, not a curated record.